This is a messenger RNA of Heteronotia binoei (common prickly gecko), 2431 nucleotides long. RefSeq names its product DEAD-box helicase 31 (gene DDX31). Lineage: Eukaryota; Metazoa; Chordata; Lepidosauria; Squamata; Gekkonidae. Bases 17 to 2164 code for a protein of 715 amino acids. Gene Ontology annotation, cellular component: nucleus. The transcript is spliced from 20 exons. The record is from RefSeq and is a predicted model, not a curated record. Gene Ontology annotation, biological process: ribosome biogenesis. Gene Ontology annotation, molecular function: ATP binding; nucleic acid binding; RNA helicase activity.
CUGUCCGAGGCGAGCCAUGGCUGCCCACGGAGACCUGCUGAUCAACGUGAGCUCCUUGCCUCGUCCCGGCUCCGGGGGGCGAAGGAGACCCUCAGAGGCUCAGCGGGGCAAGGGAAAGCAGGCUCCGAAGAGAACAUUUCAGUGGGCAGAGGAAAGCACGCCCCCAAAGCAAAAGUCACGCUUGUCUUCGCCUCAAGCCAAGAAACAAGCAACAGCACCUUCAAGGGACAUCAAGGGAUUGGGCCCACCAAAAUCUCCUCCCAAGAACUCCUUGACUGAGGGGAAGACCAGGAAUGCAAGCAGCACUAGGCCAUUGGUGAAAACUUCCUCUCUCUUCAGAAACAACCCUGAAAUUCCUGACCUUCAGAGGACUCCGGUGGAACAAGUGCAGGAAAGAGUUUUCACUUCCGAUUCUUUUGAUCAGAUUGGCCUCCAUCCCCACUUGGCUUCAACAAUAACAUCUGUUUUGGGAAUGUCUAGUAUGACAAGUGUUCAGAGGCAGACCAUUCCCGUACUGAUGCAAGGGAAAGAUGCUCUGGUGCGAUCACAGACUGGUUCAGGUAAAACGCUCGCCUAUGGGAUCCCUCUUAUUCAGUCCUUGCAAAGAAUGGAGCCAAAAAUAAAGCGCAGCGAUGGGCCUUAUGCCGUUAUCCUGGUUCCAACACGCGAACUGGCUCUCCAGAGCUUUCAAACCAUCCAGAAAUUGCUGAAGCCCUUUACCUGGAUUGUGCCCGGCGUUCUGAUGGGAGGAGAAAAGAAGAAAUCGGAGAAGGCCAGACUACGCAAAGGCAUCAAUAUCCUGAUUGCCACCCCUGGCCGCCUGGUGGACCACAUCAACUCCACCAAAUGCAUUCAUUUCCACCAGGUCCGGUGGCUGAUUCUGGAUGAGGCGGACAGAAUCCUGGACCAGGGCUUUGAGAAGGCUGUCGCCGCAAUCCUGAAUGCUUUAAACGCGGACAAUGAGAAGCGGCAGAACGUUCUCCUGUCGGCCACGCUUACAGACGGAGUUGCGAGAUUAGCCGAUAUCAGCUUGCACGAUCCAGUCUGCAUCUCCGUCAUGGAAGGAGCAGGGGCCAAGGCCAAAGCGGGUCCUACGGGGGCUGCAAGCGCGGAAUGUGAUGGUUUUGCCGUGCCGGAAAAACUGCAGCAGCACGUCGUGAUGGUUCCAAGCAAGCUGCGUCUGGUGACCCUGGCUGCGUUCAUCCUGGGGAAGUGCAAGUUUGAAAAAUGCAACAAGAUGAUCGUCUUUUUCUCCAGCUGCGAGCAGGUCGAGUUUCAUCACACGCUUUUUCAGCAAGCCCUGGCUGAGGGACCGGAGGCGGGGGGCCUGGAGCCACCUCCGUUUCCCCCUUCGCCUUUGAUGCUCCAGCGUCUGCACGGUGACAUGAAGCAAGAGGAAAGGACAGCAAUCUUCCAGGACUUCCUGCAAUCAAAGGCUGGUGUUUUACUCUGUACGGACGUUGCAGCUCGAGGACUGGACCUGCCGCAGGUCACCUGGAUCGUUCAGUAUAAUCCUCCAGCUUCUCUCGCCGAGUACAUCCACCGAAUUGGGAGGACGGCUCGGAUUGGCAGUCGCGGGAACAGCCUGCUCAUCCUCGCGCCUUCAGAGGCGGAAUAUGUCAACGUGCUGGCUUCUCACAAGAUUAAUGUUUCGGAAAUGAAGAUGGAGACCAUCCUGUCCUACCUCAUGAAAGAUAAUCGUUUUGCGGGAAACCGAGGGGGAAACAAGAAGUUCCGCGGUGCAGACCCUCAGGAAGUGCGGUGCAGAGCCACUGUCUUGCAGACGGAAUUGGAGAAUUUUGUGCACUCCAACGUGAGAACUGUCCAGCGAGCCAAAAAAGCUUUGCAGUCCUUCAUCCGGUCAUACGCAACAUACCCAGCCAGCCUCAAGCACAUUUUUCACAUCAAGUUGCUCCAUUUGGGCCACGUGGCAAAGAGCUUUGGGCUCCGGGAUGCCCCCAGGAAUCUCAACACCUCCACUGUCCCAAAGCAGGGGAAGAACCAAAGAAAGAAAAGGCCCGACCUUCUCAGGAAGAGCUGGGGUAACCGCCGUCUGGCUGAAAUGCUGCAAUCUGAAUACUCGAGUGGGUUGGACUCCGGCACAUCUCAGGUCAAGAGGAAGAAAGGACUGAGAAGACUUGGGAACCCAAAGCCACAGCCCUGAGCUGGCCUUUCUUCGCCUCCUCCACAAAAACAGACUCUUGAGAAUCGCUGGGGCCGGGAAACAGCCGAAUGCCCUCUGGGACGGCGACAGAGAAGGGGUUGGAAGAUGUUUUUUUUUUCAAAAGCCGAACAAGAGAACUAGCUACAUUCCAACACCUCCUCCUCCCUCCAAGGGAUCCAUGGCAAUUAAAGGUGCAUUUUCCCCAAGGCAUCUGCUGGUCUUACAGUCCUGAAUUCAGAUUGGUUGCCUGUGAGAACAACAAACUGC